This is a messenger RNA of Triticum aestivum (bread wheat), 834 nucleotides long. RefSeq lists its product as uncharacterized. NCBI's taxonomy places the organism in Eukaryota, Viridiplantae, Streptophyta, Magnoliopsida, Poales, Poaceae. Bases 1 to 588 code for a protein of 195 amino acids. The record is from RefSeq and is a predicted model, not a curated record. The transcript has 3 exons.
AUGGCCCACACCGCCAACGCGCGCGUUCGACUUCGAUCACGCCACUCCAGAGACCAGAGUUUAGCAAUGGCGGCCGGGCGAGCGUGUGCUCUUAGCGCGGUGCUUGUGGUGGUGGUGGCGCCGCUCCUCCUGGCCGGCGUGGCGGACGCCGACUGCUUCGACUACUGCUUCAAGGACUGCAUCGCCAAGGACAAGAACAUGAUCGACUACUGCAACUACGCCUGCGACAAGACCUGCUACACGGGCGCGCCCCAGCGGCCCUUGGCGGCGGCUGCCGCCCCCGGCGACAUGGGAUGCCAGCUCUCCUGCGCCAGGACUUCCUGCCACCGUCUUGAUCCAGACCGCGAGGCCGCUGAGGCCUGCUUCGGGCAGUGCUAUGACGGCUGCAAGACCAAGACUCUGCCGAGGCCUCUCCGCGCCGGCGCCGGGAUGCCCACCACGUUAGGCCCGGUGGUCGCCGACCUUCCUUCAUCCGAGCCGGACCCGGAUGAUGCGGUCCGUGCGUCGUCAGAGGCGCCCGAACAUCAGGCGAUGGGGCCACGUACACCGUUUUCGGAGAUCCACGCUGCUCCUCCGGCGUCUGCGUAACAAGAAUACCUCGGCGUACGGCCGUGACAGUUAGCAUUGGCCGACCAAUCGAUAUGUAAGCGCAAUCACCAGGUGCGGAGGGAUUAGCGCAUGGACCAAAAAGCCGCGUGCUAAUGGGUGUACACGUAUUAUUUGUAACACUGCUGAAUGAAGUGUCUUAGGCUACUUGUAACGGGAAGUUCUCUGUAUCAAUAUAGUGUACGGGUUUGUUAAACUCAGGUAACGGAGAUUAAAUUCAGUGGGCCA